CUCGGCAUCCUCAGGCGCUGCACCUGAACUCUUUCGCGCUCGUACCUACUCUGAUACGACACCCACGCGGCCAUCCCCGGACACCGAGACGGUCCGGUUCGAUAGCCCAAAAAAGGUCGAAGAAAGAAAACGCUUCAACGCCUGUCGCAUUUGCGACUUGCCUUUUUCGCGGAACAUUGCACGCUUCUCUCGCGUUCCACAGCAACGUAGGGUCUCGUCUUGACCGCCAGCUCCAACCCUUUCUACAUUCUGUUGUAUCAGGGUCGUCAUGAGCUCGACUGUCCCGGCGUUUGACGUCUGGCUCACCUAUAGCGGCGAGCCUGAACCGGGCGUGGGCGACUGGGCUUUUGCGCUUGUCUCGCAAGUGGCGAACAACCUCGGCACGCCACGGCCGAACGCGCCUGUCCGGCUCUCUGUCGGCUAUCGCGAUGUCGACACCCAAAACUCCGAGGCUGAUGCCCUCUUGGCCACUCGCGGAGGUGUGGUUGUCCUCAUGAUAACGCCGAGCUUUGUCAACAACCGCAUGGACCUGAGCUGCAUUCGCGAGCUCGCGUGCCUUGGCGAGCUCGUCGGCACCGGAACGGGCAAGAUCGAGAUCCUCCCGGUCCUCAUUGGAGUCUCGGCCAACGAGGCGCGCAAAGCGCUGGUCUUUGGACGUUUUUGCAGCUGUCUCCACUCGAUCCUGGCCGAAGGGUCUGAGGCGCGAUUGUACCUCGAGUUGCCGGCGACGCUCGACCGUGACAACCUCGCUACGGCUGAGGCCGUCAUCGCUGACGCAGUCCGGGCCCACUUUUACGACAACAAUCGUGUGCCUGGUGGCAACAUUGACGACGCGUUUUCGUUCGUGGUCACUCGGGUCGACGACUACGUCCGGUUCUCGCCUCCUGACGACCAAUUGGGCGUGAUGGUACGGCUUGCACAGGUCUGCGCGCCGAACAUUCCGGAGGACGGACUUGCGCACCACAACGUGCGCUCCAUCAUUGACGCGCUCCCGGCACCGGUGUCAACAACGCCAAUUGCACUCCUGCGGCGGUUCUUUGUGGCAGAGCAGCAUAGGCUGGGCGGAGCGCCGGCCGACGCACCAGCGGAUCCGGCGCUGCUGGAGGCUGUCGAGCGAGGCAUCGCUCUCAUUGACGACUUUGAUGCCAAGUGGCAUGCCGUCCGCAUGGUCCCGCGCAAGCUGCGCCUCGCCAUGGACGAGCUCAUUGUUGCCGCCAACACCUGGGCCACCCGCCUCUCUGCCAACCUCGGUGCGACUCCGGACGAUGACACGAUCUCGAUUGGGUCGGACGUAGCCGGACCAUCGGCUCCGCCACCGCCCACUGCCCGGAUCAUCGCGCGGAGCGAGACGGAUGGAGCCGCGGAUGGAGCGCAUGCUGGGGCGGCGACCGAGGUUGGGAGCGGGAGCAGCGACGCCGUCACGACCGGCCCAACGGCACUGUUCACUCUGUCAUCACCCGCAAGGGUGGGGACAUUGUUAUGGAACCUGGCCUUGAUCUCCUUGCUCUCUAUGACAGCAUGCUUGAGAUCAUUUCGUCGAUGGGCGACUCACGGUGCGGCAAGUCGUGGUUUGCAUCGGAUCUUGUCCGUGCGCUUGUGCGCUUUCUCUCGGAGCACGAACUCGGCUUUCCGCCGGAUUGCCUUCCUCUCUACCCGUUUGAUGUCCGUCGUGGAUAUCUCAAACACUGCACUCUGGGCGCAGACAUGUUCUGGCCGCCAAUCUUGCGGCGGGCGUUUGUUGAGCUCAGCUCUGACCGAGUCGACUUGGACGGUCCUGUGGCGACCGGUUUUGUGCCGAGCAGUGACGCGGACAGUAGUAUCACGGACGAGGCAGUCGCCGACCUUUCCACCUCUGACACUCCUGUGCUCUUUAUGGAUGUCGAGGGCCGUGGUGGAUGCGACCGGACCCACGAGCAGGAUGUAGAGAUCAUGCUUCCAGUCAUGUUUGUCUCGCGGGUCAUCCUGUUCCACACCAAGUUGAACCUUCCGCGCGACUUGCUGACCCAAGUCCACCACCUUGCACUCGCUGCCCAGCAACUGCAGGGCUCGGGCCCGGCGCGCAAGCUCGGGCACCUCAUCAUCUGCCUCCGCGACGUGCAAGAUGUCGAUGCGGCGGACGAAAUUGCCGAGGCCAUGCGCGCACCCGAGCUCGCGGAGAUGAUGGCUGCCGUCGACAACACGUUUGCGUCGCUCUCGGUCGCGUGCCUUCCCCGCCGCUGGGCGGGGCAGCGAUGCGCGAUGCUAGCAAGCGCAAACUGGAGGCGCUUCCGGUUGAUGCCGUGUCUGAGGCAUGGCGCGAUGCCAUAGCGCAGCUGGCGGAGCUGAUUCUGGUCCGCCUAGCCGAUGGCCGCGACUCGCUUGCUGCGCAGCCGCUCAAAGGCAGCCAGGUCCAUCAGCUCUGGACGCAGACGCUCAACAAGGCCGUGGAGGACUUUUCGGGAGCAGAGACGUUUCUGCGUUGCGCCGAAAUGACGCGCGCGGCGCAGCGCGAGCUGCAGUUGGAGCUCGAGGCGCGGAGCGAUUCGACAUGGUCGCUGGACACGUUCACGGGUGAGAUCGACCUGGUCUUUACGACCAAGCGCAAUGCACUGCAGAGCGCGCUCACCGCGCAUGGAACCGAGCUUUACAAGCUGCGGCACAUGGAGCUUUUCAAAGCGUUUUAUGCAAACGUCCUGCGGCCGCGACUGGUCUCGGCCUUUGCUGACAGCCGGCUCACUGAGUUUGUCGAGCUUGUCGGCCGGCUCGAGGAGGAGGUCAGCACGCAGGUGAUGAACGGCAGCAAGCGCGAGCCCAAGUCGGUGCUCGCCAUGUUCCGCAACAUGCUCCGCUCUGAGCUCUCGCUGCACGAGACGUCUGUGGCUGAGGCUGUUUCGCUCUUUGGGCAGGAGGCAGUCGACGACGAGGUGAUGGCGGCGAUGGCAGCGUGUGUCGCGCGUGGCUUUGCCUGCCACAAGCUUGCGUUUGCAGGCGAUGACGACAAGCCGCCGCUCCCACCGGGUGAGUUUUUCCUCCACAAGAUCUUUGUCGAGCUACAGGGUGGGAAUGCGGCUGCCGGGCGAGCGGCCCUUGCGCAACACGCGAUUCCGAUCAUGGACCGAAACACCUCGUUCAACCUCCUUGCUCUCCUCCACAACGCGCAGGAUCCGCGUCUCCUGGAGUUCUCCAAAGUCCUUCUGGAGGUGCACAAGCCACGUGGACACACGGCCAACGCGGUGUAUAAGGCAGUCCUUUGGGGCGCAUCGCAGUUUGGCAAGCUUGAGGAUGUGGAGCGCUUUGUUUCGAUGGCCGGCGCGCGAGCUCUAGACGGGCUUGACAUGGUGCGACACUUUCAGCUGUGCUCUCAGGCGUACGGUCUGCUCGCGCUUCAGGAGCAUGCGUCGCGGCGGAUGUUUGUGAUGGAGGCUCGCAAGGCGAUUGCGUAUGGUACGCAGGCAAAGAGCCAUCCGGCGAUCGGCCCCGAGAUGGGCGAGGACAUGAUCGGGCAUGCGCUGCUUCUUCUUGCGCUGUUCCGCCGUGACCAGCGUACGUUUGGAGGUACGCUGCAGCGGCUGCGCGUGCUCUCGCUGGAUGACGUGCUCGAGGCGUACGACACUGGAUACGCGCUGUAUGCAGCCAACGCGUCUAUCUCGGUCAACGAGCGUGUGGCGGAUGUAGCCGCGGUGCUGGCGGAGCUCUCGGCGUUCGCGCCCGACUGGGCGGAGGAGCGCAUUGCCGAGCUGUCUGCCCGAGCCGAGGCCGACGGCGCGUCGGCUAUUGUCGAGCUGUGGGCGCAUCUAGUGCCGAAGCAGGCCAAGCAAGGCAACAUUGCGCAGGCCGACCGGUACUGCCGGCGUGUGCUCGAGCGCGGCAUUGAUGCCGUGUCCGACAGCCGGAAGGCCAUGGUCCUUCGCAACUGUGCCGACUUUCUGGGCGAGCACGGCUCUUUCCCGGAGGAGCUUCCCCUCGUCGACGACCUGUACCGCAGGGCGUGCCUCGCAGCGGUGCAGUUUGGUAACGCCGACCUUGUCGAGUCGAUGGCCAAGGCCUUUGGCUUUUAUCUUGUCAACCAUGGUCGGUUUGACGACGCCAAGCUUGCGUUUCAGUUUGCCGAGUUGCCCGACCCACGGCUCGUUCUGCGCAUUGGGCGCGAUUUGGACACAACAACGCAGGCGGCAGCUGGGCCGGCGUCAACACCAACGCCGACUCCAGCGCCGGCAUCACCGCACGCUUUCAGGCCGAAACGCACUUCCAGGCCGGCACGCGCUUCCAGGUCGGCACCCGGCUGGUCGGGGGGCGCCCCAUCAGGCACCACUGGGGGUAUGCGUCGCCGCGGCUACAACCCUGGCAAUCCGGUCAUCGAGGUUCUUGACUCUACCUCGUCCGACGACGAAGAAGAGCCUGUGCUGCCGGAGCCGCAUGCCACCCACUUUGCGCGCGGACCGGGUCAUGCGGGCGGAGCUGCUCCAUCUGCUCCCGGGGGCGCUUUUGCUGAGUUUGUGCGCAUGGUGGCAAACGCGGCGGCCGCGUUUGGGCAUGGAGCGUCGAUGCCGGGCGCAAUGCCGGGCGUGAUGCCGGGCGUGAUGCCGGGUAUGGCGCCAGUUGGGAUGCCGGGUGCGGUACCGGGCGCGGUACCGGGCGCGGUGCCGAUGCCGGACCCGAUGCCUUUUGGCGCGAUGCCACGAGAGGCUGACGAGAGAUCGGACACGCCCGAGUCGAGCGAGGAUUCGACAGACUCGCUCGAGGCACUGCUUCGGCGCGCCUUUGGAAGGUCGAUGCCGGUGGCGACGCCUGCGCGGCCACCUGAGUUUGGCAACGGCGCGGAUGAGCUGCUGUGGGGCGGAGCGACGCGCGGCGAUCUGUUCCUGGUUCGGAACGCACUGGGGCAGACGCCUCGUCCGAACGUUCAGAUGUGCAACUCAAAAGGACAGUCGGUGCUGUCGCAUGCUGUCGAGGCUGGGAACACGCAGGUUGUGAGUCUGCUCAUUGAGGCUGGAGCAGCGGUUGACGCUGCAGAUGACGACGGGCGCACGCCGCUGUGGUAUGCGGCGCUCAAAGGCAACUCUGAAGUGGUCCAGCUCUUGCUCGACCGUUUUCCGGGCGACGAGCUUAACGUCAACGCGCGGCGGACGUCAAAUGGAUGCUCUGUCUUGUACGUGGCGGUCGAGGGCAAGUCGAUGGCAACGUUGCGGGCGCUGGUGGAGAGCGGGCGCGAGUUUGACCUCGACGCGCGGGCAAAUGAUGGGAGGACGCCGCUCCAUCGCGCGGCGCUUAGCCAGUCGGAAGAGAUGGUGCGGCUGCUGAUUGCGUUUGGCAUGGAUGUCAACAUGCUUGACGAGACCGGCGACUCGCCGGUAGCAUGUGCAGCGAUCGGGAAGCACGCCGGGUCGAUUCGGGCGCUGGUGGAGGCUGGCGCCGGCGUCAACACGGUUAACCAGCUCGGCUUGACGCCGAUCCUGCUGGCGACGGUGAUGGGCGCGACCGAGUGCGUGAUGACGCUGAUCGAGCUGGGUGCAAGUGUGCACGUGACCGACAAGGAUGGGUUCAACAUCCUCGCUCUGGCUGCGCUGAACAAGCGCACAAACAUUGCCCGCGCUGCGCUCAACGCCGGGUGCUCGCUCGAUGAGCCAGAUUUGGAGAACCGAACGCCUCUUUGGCAUGCCGCGCUCAAUAAGUCUACCGACAUUGUCAAGCUCAUCCUAGAGCUCGGCGUGGUCGGCGAGCUCAGCGUCAACGGGGUGCGGAGCACCAACGGAUGCUCGGUGCUGUACGUGGCGGUGGAGAGUGGUGAGAUCGAGGUCGUCCGCGCGCUGCUCGAGUCGGACCACGCAGCGGAGCUCAACCUCGACCUCGCCACCAAGGACGGCCGGACACCGCUGCACAAGGCAGCCUUGAUGGGACACGUGGAGAUGGUGAAGGCACUUAUUGAUGCAGGUGCCACCGUCGACGCCGAGUCCCGCAGCCAGCGCACGCCGCUGUUCAUGUCGCAGAACGCUGAGAGUCCGCAAGAUGUGCGUGUGGCAGAAGCCCUGCUUGCCCAUGGAGCCAACAUCAACCACAUCGACGAGGAUGGAUUGAGCGCGAUGUGGCUUGCGACUCUCGCGAAAAAGGAGGAGCUUGCGUGCAUGCUCGUUGCGGCGGGCGCCGAGCUGGACGUGAAGGACUCGGACGGCGACACAGCACUCAUGUUGGCGAGUGUCCAUGGAUCUGUGGCAGUUGUGGACGCGCUUCUGACCGCCGGCGCAGAUCCAAACGCAGCAAACCAGGCCGGGCGAGUCCCAGUCUGGGCAGCGGCCUUCAACCAGCACAUCGAAGUUGUGCAGAUGUUUCUGCAGCGUGUGCCAAGGGGCGAGCUCGACGUGGCACACCGCGAUCUGGAGGGCCGGACCAUGUUCUAUGCGGCAUGUGAGGGCGGGUCGCUGGCGAUGGUGCAGCUGUUGGUGGACAGCGAUCACGAGAUCGACACCGAGUCGGCGUCUGUGGACCAGAACAUGACGCCGAUCUUUACUGCGGUUUGCCGCGACCACGUCGAUGUCGUCCGGUGGCUGCUUGAGCGACAAAUCGGCGGCUCACCUGCGGAGGUGGCAGCCGGGAUGUUCUGCCCGCUUCAGGUUGCCGCCGAGCGCGGUAGCGUCGAGAUUGUCCGCCUUCUCCUGAACUCGCCGGAGGUCGACGUCAACGCGGGGCGCGACACGCUCACAGCGUUUGAACUCGCGUGCAAGGGUGGCCACGUGGAGAUUGCCGACCUCCUCGCCGCCGAUGCACGGGUCGACACCACGCUGCGGCCGCUUGCAGUGGCCGGUGCUAUCGCGGGCUUCAACCCACGGGCGAGGAUGCUUGUGGAGCGGUACCAUCAGCCACAGACGGCGUAAAUAGAAUCAAUCAACAA
Messenger RNA from Thecamonas trahens ATCC 50062, 6865 nucleotides. RefSeq lists its product as uncharacterized. The transcript is spliced from 2 exons. Gene Ontology annotation, molecular function: protein binding. Bases 1896 to 6848 code for a protein of 1650 amino acids. NCBI's taxonomy places the organism in Eukaryota, Apusomonadida, Apusomonadidae. The record is from RefSeq and is a predicted model, not a curated record.